Pelecanus crispus (Dalmatian pelican) is the source of this 838-nucleotide messenger RNA. RefSeq names its product anterior gradient 2, protein disulphide isomerase family member (gene AGR2). Lineage: Eukaryota; Metazoa; Chordata; Aves; Pelecaniformes; Pelecanidae. Gene Ontology annotation, cellular component: endoplasmic reticulum. Gene Ontology annotation, molecular function: dystroglycan binding. The record is from RefSeq and is a predicted model, not a curated record.
CCUUCGCACCCUGGCAGGCAUCUGGGAGAGUAAACAAGGAGCAGCCAUGGAGAAGAGUUACGUGUCCAUGUUCCUGCUGCUCGUCGCUGUCUCCUGUGCUCUGGCAAAGGAUGCGGCCAAGGAGACAAAGGAGACUACUGUUAAACCAAAACUGCCUCAGACACUCUCCAGAGGCUGGGGAGACCAGCUCAUCUGGACGCAGACGUACGAGGAAGCCCUCUUCCGCUCCAAGCACAGCAACAAACCCCUGAUGAUUAUCCACCACUUGGAUGAAUGCCCGCACAGCCAAGCACUCAAGAAGGUCUUUGCUGAAAGUAAAGAUAUACAGAAGUUGGCUGAAAAGUUCAUUCUCCUGAACCUUGUGUAUGAAACCACAGACAAGAAUCUUUCACCUGAUGGCCAGUAUGUCCCCCGGAUUUUGUUCAUAGAUCCUUCCCUGACUGUGAGAGCAGAUAUUACUGGAAGAUACUCAAACCGUCUCUAUGCAUAUGAGCCCUCUGACAUUUCAUUGUUGUAUUCAAAUAUGCAGAAAGCGCUGAAACUCCUGAAGACUGAACUGUAAAGGGAAGGAAGCCCUUAAAUACUAUGAAGUCUGAUCUUCCAUGUCUUCUCCAUUCAUUGGAACUGGUAAAGAGACUAUGUAGGAUGAUAUUUAGUGAUGUAUAGUGCUGGUUUAUAUACAUAAGCACUACAGUUUUACAUUAGUACUUUUGUACUGGGCAGCAUUUUUAAAAGCUGGAGGCUUUUAAUUUAAGGCGUACAGAAGAAUACUGUAUGAUCCAACUGUAAAAAUGAUUUUUUUUAAAAAUAAAUCCAUUUCAAGUGUUUACAUACAAAA